ACAGCAUGAAUGCACGACGGUCUCCUGUACCUUUUCGAUAUUAUCUUCACUCCAAUAUCUGAUCUGAAACAUUUGACUGCUCAUUUCUACAUGGUAAAAUCGAAGACAUAAAAAAGUCAGGCCUAGGUGAUACACUCAACAGGCUAAAACGCGUUUUUCCACUUUCACAUAUUGUAGGAAACAUGUAUUUAUUACGUGCAAAUUUCUCCUCAUAUUGGUCUGCCUAACUGUCAGAGUUAAUGAAUUGAAAUGUUCCCUUGGUUAGACAGCCUUCAUAAUAAUGUCAUGUAACGGCUUCUGCAUAGCCUAUAUUUAAAUUGAACCUGUGCAUAAAUCGGACAAUAGCUCGUAUUUACAAGGUGCGAAUGUCCCCAUCACUUGGCGAUCAUGGAUGGUGUUCAACCCUCCAUUGUGUUUUCCUCACAUGCUGAAUAGUAGGCAAUCCCAGGAACGAGACGGGGUCAAUCUGGCUAAUCCAACUUGUUUUGCUGAGAGGCAGCCAGCCAGCGGCCUGGAGCCAGCAGUCUGCCAGGGGUUAAGGGCCGACUCCCUCCCUCUCCUGUCCGAUCGUGCAGCCCGAUCUGUCCCCAGGUUGAUCAGCAUGACAAAGCACCGGGGGGGUCAGAGCAUGCUGGCACCACCCGCUCUCUACCUGCGCUCGCCUAGCCUGGAAGGCCACCAAGAUCAUCAACUUGACUUCCAGAUCCAUCCUCUGAGCAACACAGCGCGGAGCUCUCCAGCCCAACACUGGCCCUACUUCCCAAUCCAGGCGUCAGUCCAACAGUCUCCACGGCUCGAGAAGCCUGCCCCUGACCAAUUCAGCCUGGCCUCAGCGCCCAUGGAUAAAGCGACGCCGCUAGACCAGGAGCAAUCUUGGGACGAGGAGAAAAAUGCGAAAAGUGGAAAGAAAAAUGCGAAAAGUGGAAAGAAAAAAAACUAUCAGCGCUACCCCAAACCACCCUACUCCUACCUCGCAAUGAUUACCAUGGUCAUCCAAAACUCUCCAGAGAAGAAGCUUACUUUGUCUGAGAUUCUAAAGGAGAUUAGUACACUUUUCCCUUUUUUUGAAGGGAAAUACAAGGGCUGGCGGGACUCAGUGAGACACAACCUCUCUUCCUACGACUGCUUUGUUAAGGUAUUGAAGGAUCCUGGUAAGCCCCAGGGGAAGGGCAACUUCUGGGCUGUGGAGGAGAGCCUUGUGCCCCUGGAGCUCCUCAAGAGACAGAACACUGCCGUGUCGCGCCAGGAUGAGACCAUCUUCGCCCAGGACCUCGCCCCUUACAUCCUGCAUGGGCACCAACAUAAGCCAGAUGCAGAGCCCCCGGCCCCACCGCCACCAGUCACUGCUCUACCCCCAGGCCCACCUGUCACUGCUCUACCCCCAGGCCCACCUGUCACUGCUCUACCCCCAGGCCCACCUGUCACUGCUCUACUCUCCUUUCCCACCAGACAACACUCCUCCCUUCAGGAGGAGCUGUACCGGCCCAAGCUGGACUCAUCCUUUGCCAUUGACUCCCUCCUUCACAGCCUGAGGCCGGCCAGCGCUGCAGGAGAGCCUGGCAGGGACUGCUGGGGGGUGGAGCUCCACACUCGUCCACACCCUCGCCACUCCUCCACUGCCUGCAGCGCCUCAGCCAGCCCCGCCUCCUCCUCCUCCGAUGAGGACUGGAGGGGCGUGUCGCAGGGAGGGAAGCGGGUGCCUGAGGGAGAAGCGGGAUCAGAUGGGUACGAGGACUGCAGACUCCCUCCACACAAGUCUGCCCGCAGAGUCUCCGCCCCUCCCUGGGAGCUGCCCACCUCGUAUGCCAAGUACACACCGCCCAACGCCGUGGCCCCGCCCAGCAUGCGGUUUAAUGGGGGCCCUCUGAUUCCACUAGGGAUGCCUCUGUAUGGCUAUGGGGGGUCUCCUGUCACAUCCAGUCAUUUUGUAGGUCAUGCCUACUGGCCCCUCUUACCCAGCGGUCGCCCUCCCCUCAUUAUGGACUUGGACGCUAUGCUCCAGUCAGUACCGCCCAAUAAGAGUGUGUUUGAUGUGCUGGGUCCACCCAAUCAGUCGUCUCACCAGCCUGCUGGUCAGUAUACCCUACAGAGUGGGACCCCUCUCAGGUGUCAUCCCCAUUAUUGACUAUGACUGUCAAACCAGCACCAAAUAUAUUGUAAGUGCAAUGCAAGGAUACUACUGACCUAUUCGUACAAGCUUAACCCGUGGCUAGAAAUGUGUCCACUCUAUCAAUUGGUCACUUCUAAUUGACAGGUCAUAGGAUUAAAUGUUUACAGAAGACAAUUGUACAUUCAAAUGUGCUGCUAACAUCUAACUCGACCAUACAACCACUGUUUACCUCAGUCUUAAUACAGGGAUUUAUUUUCACUAUUGUAUAUAUACAUUUUCUUUUAAGAAUUCUCUUUGUUGCCUACCUCAACUAUUCAAUGUUUUUCAGUGGAAAAUGUCAUUUUUUUCCCCUCCUGUCUUUAUGGUUGUAUUUAAGAUGUAAUUGUAAAACUGCACAUCAAGCCAGGUUAUGGAAAGGGCAUUAUUGAAAAAGUUGACUUGUCUUUUACAGGGUAUGACUUUUUUCCCAGUCUUGAGUGUCAAUGUAGGAAGAGGCAGGGUGCUGUUCAUUGCUCAUCCAAUGCCGAGAGCCUCAAGUAGGAAAACAAAGUGAGGUUUAGAAAACCUCAAAGUGAAGAGUGCGCUGUUUGUAUUUGUGUGUGUGUGCGUGGUGUGUUGGUCAUCUUGUCUCAUUGGU
Messenger RNA from Oncorhynchus nerka (sockeye salmon), 2747 nucleotides. RefSeq names its product forkhead box protein H1-like. Gene Ontology annotation, molecular function: DNA-binding transcription activator activity, RNA polymerase II-specific; transcription cis-regulatory region binding. Gene Ontology annotation, biological process: positive regulation of transcription by RNA polymerase II; transforming growth factor beta receptor signaling pathway. NCBI's taxonomy places the organism in Eukaryota, Metazoa, Chordata, Actinopteri, Salmoniformes, Salmonidae. The record is from RefSeq and is a predicted model, not a curated record. Gene Ontology annotation, cellular component: activin responsive factor complex. The coding region runs from base 392 to 2125 and encodes 577 amino acids. The transcript has 4 exons.